AUGGGUCUUUUAUCGUUCGCUUGCGGCAUCGCCAUCGGGGGAUACUGGACGAAGAAAUUAAUAAUGAGACAAUUGGGAGAGGAAUGGACUCCCGUAAAAUCUACUUUGCAACGAGUUUGGCCUUCCGAUGAUGAUAAAACCACUGCAGAAGAAAACCAAUUUCAAGAUAGGAAAAGACAACAAAACAUAACAAAGCCUCGUAUUCUUGAUGACGACUCCGAUAAUCAAAACCUACUUUCGCUCUCUCGAGACUUUAUUUCCAAGCUUCAAACACGACAGAAUUUCAUGCUGUUGGAAGCUCAAGAAAAAUCAACCACAAAACCAGAGCGAUAA
This is a messenger RNA of Naegleria fowleri, 333 nucleotides long. RefSeq lists its product as uncharacterized. The transcript has a single exon. Lineage: Eukaryota; Heterolobosea; Eutetramitea; Acrasida; Naegleriidae. The record is from RefSeq and is a predicted model, not a curated record. Bases 1 to 333 code for a protein of 110 amino acids.